Messenger RNA from Phragmites australis (common reed), 1522 nucleotides. Its product is annotated as WRKY transcription factor 22-like. Lineage: Eukaryota; Viridiplantae; Streptophyta; Magnoliopsida; Poales; Poaceae. The transcript has 2 exons. The record is from RefSeq and is a predicted model, not a curated record. Gene Ontology annotation, biological process: regulation of DNA-templated transcription. Gene Ontology annotation, cellular component: nucleus. Gene Ontology annotation, molecular function: transcription cis-regulatory region binding; DNA-binding transcription factor activity. The coding region runs from base 90 to 1169 and encodes 359 amino acids.
CGCCCCCAAACUGCAGCAGCGCGCAGCAAGGGACAGAAAGUCAACGACCCUAUCUCCUCCGUAGCGUAAGAACUCGAGAAGCCGGGCUAAUGGAGGGCGAUCUGGGGUGGUGCUGCAGCAGCAGCAGCAACAACUGGGACCUGCACGCCGUGGUGCGCUUCGCAUGCGGCGGCAGUGGCCGCGUCGCCCCGCCGACACACUCAGACGGCUCCUCCUGGCUCCCCACGCCGCAGAAGUACGAGCUCAUCGACGGCGACGCGUCGCAGACGCUUCGGGUCGACCCAGACGUCGACGACCUCUGCCAGGCCUUCUUCGCGGCGACAAAGCCUGAGACGCCGCAGCCAUCGUCGCCAAGAAACGAUGUGUUGCCCCAGCUGCCGCUAGUCGACGAGCCGCCGGGCAAGCCGAAGAAUUCCGGGCCGACUCGAUCCAAGAGAAAGAGCAAGAAGAGACAGGUGAACAAGGAGGUGACGCGGGUGCCGGUGGGCGCGCCGGCGCCAGACCUGUGGGCUUGGCGCAAGUAUGGGCAGAAGCCGAUCAAGGGGUCCCCCUACCCGCGCGGCUACUACCGGUGCAGCACCGACAAGGAUUGCAAGGCGCGGAAGCAGGUGGAGCGCUGCCGCAACGACCCGGCCACCCUCAUAAUCACCUACACCGGCGACCACAGCCACCCCAUCCCGCUCCACCGCAACUCCCUCGCCGGCACCACGCGCAACAAGCCGCAGCCGCCGUCAUCCUACCCCGCUGAGGAACCUCCACAGCGGCUGGAUCGACCGUCCGCGUCGGACACCAACACCAAACCGCAGGGCUCGCCGUCCGCAUCUGCCGGGCUGUCGCCCAUCACUCCGCUGCGUUCUCCGUCUGUGGAAUACGAGGACGAGGAGGACGUCGACUCCGCAGCCGUCAGGCUGCUGCUCGAGCACGUGGAGAUGACGGCCGCGGACGGCUCGCUGCUGUUCCUCAAUCCCGAUGAACCCGGUCCCGGUCAGGGCGAUGGCGACGGCAGCCAGGAGGUCAUGCUAUUCCCUAAGACCGAUGAGCCCGCUCCGGGUGUGGGCAACGGCGGCGACUGCAAGGACACCAUGAUGUUCCCGAAGCCCGAUGAGCUCCCACCCACGACGGGCAGCAGCAGCAGAACGGACGGUGGCGCCGAGCCAGCCCGGUCAUGAACAUCCUCGCGAGGGGAAGUUCUCUGUAUCGUUCCUCUCGGCGUGGGAGGCUGGGACAGCGAGCAGGUGGAACUGCUGAUCACUUGUGCACACAUCUCCAUCGCCAUGCAUAGUUUGCUGUUAAUCAAUCUUGGCUUGUGUUGCAGCAGAACCAUGCAUCAUUAAUUCUCAGCAGUAGCAUUAGUGUUACUUAGUGAUGUAAUUAAGUGCUAGUCAGCUAGUUUGUGUCACCUCAUAGAAAAAUGUAUAAUUAAUCAAACAUUUAUUUUAGUUUCCCGCAUCUUUAUUUUCUUUUUUCUUUUUGUACAUACGUGUUUAAAUAGAACGUGGCUACUACUUAGUCAGUACAGUAU